AUGGGAUCAGGACAAUCUAGACCGAGACCAACAGGAAGUAAUUUCACGGAUAUGUUUUUGAAUGUGUCUUCCACACAAAUCGAUGAUCUAAACUUAAUGCCAGUGGAUGAUAAAAUAAAUUUAAGACAUUGUUUAGUACGAGAGGUCAUGGAUGGAAAUUUUCAUGCACCUAUUAAUGAUUUAUUAGAUGAUAAUGAAGUAAGGAUUUUAGAAAUAGGUUCCGGUCUGGGAAUAUGGUGUUGUGAUAUGGCAUCAACAUAUAAAGCCCCAAGGUUCACCGGGAUUGAUAUGUUCCCCUUCGAUUUUCCGACCGCUAAAAAUUCAAAUGUUGAAUUGAAACAUCACAAUGUAUUAAAUGGUCUUCCAUAUGAUGAUCUUACUUUCGAUUAUGUGAGCAUUAGACUUAUGGCGAUUGAUGUACCAGAUGAUAAAUGGCCUGAACUGUUGAAUGAGUGUGUUAGAGUACUUAAGGUUAAUGGGUGGAUCGAAAUAAUAGAUACAGACGGUGAACCUAGUAGUGAUGGACCUUGGACCAGGAUUGUUAGCAGAGCCACUACCACACAUUAUCAGAAUCUUCGUUCAUUACCUAAUCUAUCCGAUAUAACACAUGAAUCCCGGAUAAUGAAAAUUGGGAAAUGGGGUGGGAAAAUUGGGGAAUUAAGCUCACAAUAUUUUCGAGAACUUUUUAAAGUAUUUUUAUUAUUAUUUGGUGGUCAAAUAAAAUUAAAUGGUGAAGGUAUUGAUGGAAAGAUUAAAGAUUUUGUAAGGAGAGGAAGAAAAAAGAGCAUUGAAGAAUUUUUAUCGAGGGUUGAAGCUGAAUGUGAGAUUUAUCAAACUUAUCUUGUUCAUCAUGUAUUUUAUGCUCAAAAAUUAUAUCAGUUGUAG
Racocetra fulgida is the source of this 885-nucleotide messenger RNA. NCBI's taxonomy places the organism in Eukaryota, Fungi, Glomeromycota, Glomeromycetes, Diversisporales, Gigasporaceae. The record is from the annotation of a GenBank genome assembly.